AUGCUCAUUGCCGAAUGGAUAUACCGAGCGACAGGUCAAAAACGGGAACGCAAACAAGUCUCCAGCCACAUACAAGUGCUUGACAGGUUUCUUCAGGGCAUUCCAGAAUGGGACCGGCUGAUCAAGCCUGGUGAUGAGGAUGACACUGGUCCAUCGGAAGGUCACAAAUUUUAUCAUAACUCUAUUGAGCACAUGGUCAACGAACAAAAGGCAAGAAGCAAAGCCAGGCAGCACAGCGAUGCCGUGUGGGAUGAUGAGCUUGACGGCACUGCAGACUCGUUUGUCUCUGCAUCACCAACGGGCGGUCUGGCCACCACGCAACGGGUCGAACGCCUGAAUUUCGAAAUGUGGGUGAGCUCGCCCAUUGACCACGAGCGUGCCUUGCACUACUAUACUGGGCUCAAAUCCACGAAAUUGGCGCCAUUUCCACUUGAGGAACUGGUCGGGUGGCGACUGUCAUUUCCGCAUCUCAAGUCGCUCGUGGACCAUGGAAAGCGUCUCAGUAAUUGCGACCUUAUCCUCCUCAAUGCCAGCUUCCGGUUAAUGGAGGACUUCCCACCACGGCACUCCAAGCUGGGUAUCUGCCUUGAACUCAAGUAUCCGGAUCGACUCUGGACAGAUUCGCACCACGAAGCUGGUGUCAAAAAGUGGUCCUGCGUGACCUACAUGUACCGCGGAGGCGUGCUUAUUACUGAACCCACCUGUGAAGAGUGCCAGACUCCAGAUCACUGGAGAAUCCGACCGUUCUUCCAGUCGAAGUGGUGGGCAUCGACAUUUACCUCUCUCACAGAGGCAAGAAAAGUCGCCGAAGAUUCGAAGGACCCGGAAGCCAUUGACCUUGCCAACGAACAGUCUCGCAAUUUCUUUCGCGGCCUCUCAAUCAUGCAAGAGAUAUAUGUUGUUCGCUACUCCAACAGCAGCGACUUCGGCGAUAGCAUGAAACGGGAGUCACGCAGGAGGACAGCAAUCUUGCUCUGGCAGUUUUCGCAAGCGCCAGCAGACAGCGCUGGUACCACGACGUGGCAGAACUUGAUCGCUCCGCCGGAUCGUCUGGAAACGAAUAGCCCAUUCCCCGACGGUGUGGAGAUGAGCCUGCCGCCGCUCUCCAUGGACUCCAUUGUCGACUGUUCUCCCGGGGUCGGUUCAUUCGAGAGCAGUACCCGUCAGUUCCAGCCGCAGCACAGCAUGCCUUACAACCUGUAUCCGGGGUCGAUGGACGAAGAACUCUGCCAGGAUGGCUUCAUGGCCAUGAAGCACGAGCAACUCCACGGCUUUGGUCAUCUGCAGUUAUCCUUCGACGUGGCUUCGAAUCAUGAGUUCUCUGGCCUCGACCCGUCUAUCCAUGACACAUUCAAUCUGCAGUCGUGGUCACCACAAGUGGAUGAACAGGACGAGGCACUGCGCGAUGCUUUGCUUGCCGCAUCGGGCAUGGACCUGGGCGCGGGAGCGCAUCAACUGCAUCCACCACCCACGCCGCGCUCGCAACCGGAGUAUCACACUUCCGAGGUACCCCAGAGGCACGCUGACGCCGACAAUCGAGGCCUGUAG
Molecule: messenger RNA, 1548 nt
Organism: Cladophialophora psammophila CBS 110553
Lineage: Eukaryota; Fungi; Ascomycota; Eurotiomycetes; Chaetothyriales; Herpotrichiellaceae
Exons: 2
Coding region: 1-1548 (515 amino acids)
Biological process (GO): regulation of transcription by RNA polymerase II
Cellular component (GO): transcription regulator complex
Molecular function (GO): DNA-binding transcription factor activity, RNA polymerase II-specific; RNA polymerase II cis-regulatory region sequence-specific DNA binding
Source: RefSeq, a predicted model, not a curated record